This is a messenger RNA of Clonostachys byssicola, 306 nucleotides long. The record is from the annotation of a GenBank genome assembly. Lineage: Eukaryota; Fungi; Ascomycota; Sordariomycetes; Hypocreales; Bionectriaceae.
AUGAGGUUUUCACUCCCAGUCCUCGCACUUACUGCUGCUUCCAGCGUCUCGGCCGCUGAUUUCUACGCUUCCUACUUCCCUACCAACGAUUGUUCUGGAAAUAGCGAUGGUGUCAAUAUUUUCCAUGACGGCACCUGUGUCAACAAAGCUGUUGCUGGCUCCGGCUCUAUCGCACUGAGGGGUGAAAGCGCUUCCAUCGCUGGCUGGACUGGAGCUGACUGCACUGGCAGCAUCGUCAUCCGAGCGUCAGGAAACACUUGUGCACCCCUGACCGGAACUGCUGUUGUCAGCUGGUCCACCGUUUAG